AUGUUUGUUUCUGCUUUCCCCAAUUUGCAAUUACUUGAUUUGAAACCUUGCAAAAACAUAUCGCUACAAGCUAUUGUUCAAGUUUUAAAGAGAUGCUGCAAGAUAAGCCAUUUGGAUUUAUCAUUCUGUAACUUAACUUCAGGACUGAAUCUACUUGAAAUGAACUUUCAAGUUCCCCACCUCAAGAUGCUAAACUUGACGUCUUCACAAGUUGACGAUGCAACACUCCAUGUGAUCUCAAAAAAUUGUUCAGGGCUUUUGCAAUUGUUAUUAAUUAAUUGUUCUCGAUGCACACACAAGGGAGUCAAACAUGUGGUAGAGAACUGCACGCCACUCAGAGAGAUCAAUUUGAAUAACUGUUUGAAUGUGCACACCAAUGUUGCUGCCUCAAUGCUAUUUUCAAGUCCAUCAUUGAGAAAGAUAACUGCUCUACCUCAUAUUCAUUUCACUGAAACUGAGAGGAAACUCCUCCGCUUGCGUCAAGGAUGCAUUGUUUUCUGA
Vicia faba (fava bean) is the source of this 501-nucleotide messenger RNA. Lineage: Eukaryota; Viridiplantae; Streptophyta; Magnoliopsida; Fabales; Fabaceae. The record is from the annotation of a GenBank genome assembly.